UUUUUAUGCUUGCUUAUUUCAAGACAAAUACAUGUGGACCUGGAAGACUCUUGUGGAAUGAAUCCUCUGCAUGUGGCUGCUGGUUGUGGACAAGAAUCUACUACAAAGAUUUUGUUGAAUCACAAAGCAGAUGCUCACUGCAAUGCAUGGAGGAACUGAUCGAGGCGCUGAUGUGAAUGGUAAUAUUUCCAUUGGAGCAACUCCCUUUGGAUUGGCAGCUCGUGGUGGCUUGACUGGGAUUAUUAAAUGCUUACUGAAAGCUGGGGCUGAUGCGAAUAUGCCUAAUAAAAUUAAAUGUCAAGAUAAAAAGACAUUCUCAGAUUGGAAUGAAUGCAGAAGAAAAGCAGUUGGUGAAACAGAAUAUCUUUCAGCAAUGAUUUUUUACACUAUGGUAAUUCCUGAACUCAUAACCACUUUUGAUACUUAAGCAUUUUGUUUGUUGAUGUAGUGUUUGAGUGUUUCACUUAUAUAUAUUUAGUAUAAGAUAAUGACAGCCCCUUAGCAUUUUUUCCUCAUUUUAUUCUUGAUUUGCCUUUGCAUUUUAUCUUUUCAUUGAUUGGGCUGGGAUUUAGUGAAGUCUCUAGCAUGAGCUUUUAAGUUAGGCUGUCCUUUUGUAAACUACAAGUGGUGGUUUUAUAGCAUGGGUAUGGAGUGUAGCAUGCUGACCUAGUACCAUAGUGGAAUAAUUCAGAGGCUUGAUACAGCACUAUACUGACACAUGGUACAGUUGUUGUGCCGACUCCAGCAGUGCGCCAUAUGUUUAUGCAUGGGUAUAUUGUUUGAACUGACCUAUACAAAUAAGCUACUGGAAUGGUCCGUGGUACCGAGAAUGCUAACAUUGGUUUGAAGAUUAUUGUUGGUUUUACUAGAUUACAUUAAGGAUUCUAAGCUCUUUUUUGUUUUAUGUUAGUGAUCCGUGACAAUACUGAAAUUGAUGCACAAUAAAAAUGGUAGAAGCAAACAAGAUUAUGGAAGAAAUGAGAAUUUUGAGAUAGAUGUAUAAUAAAACUAGGAAGGAGAAAGUGAGAAACAAGACUACUGUAGGAGAUAUAGGAUAUCUACGUGUGGUAAAGAAUCUGUGUUUAGAGAAAGUAUUUAUCAGCAUAUAGUGUUUUGUACCCCUUAGUUCCCGUUUUUGUUGUAAUAUGUCAACCAUUUGUUGGUACAAGACUGCAAGUAUCAUAAAUUCAUUUUCUUUUAGGUUACUUCUUUAGUAUGUCUAUGGGAAGGAGUAGCACAUUGUUGGCCAAGAAGACAA
Phoenix dactylifera (date palm) is the source of this 1258-nucleotide messenger RNA. Lineage: Eukaryota; Viridiplantae; Streptophyta; Magnoliopsida; Arecales; Arecaceae. The record is from RefSeq and is a predicted model, not a curated record.